CACAAACAAACUAGUUCUCGCGCCAAUGCAUCACAUAACGCUAAAUUCAUCAGUUACUAACUCAAUAUUCAACUAGAAACCCCAAGGCACGUGUACAAACAAAGUGGUGAGGUCAGAAUCCCGCUUAGGCGCCAUAUGGGGUGGCCACGAGCACCUUGCACCGAGCGGAGGAAUACUGUGGUGAAAUUCGACAAUAGUGGUGAGAGGAGAAGCUUUGAAUCUCACGGGGUAUAGUACAGUGUUCCGACAUUAUUUUUAUUGUAGUGUUGCACGAUGUCCACCUCCACGGUCCAGGGGAUGAAGACGGAGCCUGUAGUGCAGCAGCAGACGUCCCAGGCCCGAGAGGCUCAGGGGACACAGAUCAUCACUGCCAAUGGACAGACCUACUCAGUCAUGCCCCAAGCACAAAUGCAGACGGUGACAAUCGAUGGGCAGGAGGCCAUCUACAUCCCAGCUUCAGUGCAGCAUGCCCCAACAGCAGCAGCAGGCACCCAGCAAAUACAGAUUGCUGGCAACCAGGCCAUCUUCGCUCCAGCGGGCCAGAUCAUCCGGGCACAGAACAUCAUCCAGAAUGUGCAGGGAGUGGGACAGCCAAUCACAGUGGGGAGUGUCCGGCCGUCAGGCACAGCCAGUGGUACGGGGCAGCAGGCUGCCCCCACCCAGGCUGCACAGGUUGGCCAGAUGGCAACACAGGUGAUGCAAUCAGGUGUGCCCCAAGCCACCAUCCCCGUCCAGAUCCCAAUCUCCACUGCUGGCGGACAGACUGUUCUUCAGACUAUUCCUUUCCCUGUGCAGAUACCAGUCAUCCCCAAUGUGGUACAAGCCAAUGGUCAGACCUUGCAGGUUGUGCCACAGCUAGCUCAGCAAGUGCAGGCACAACCCCAGCUGGCCCAGAUCCUACUGCCUAAUGGCCAGGUGCAACAAGUCCAGAUGGUGUGGGGCAGUGCGUCUGGCAUGAUGUCACUCGGAUCAGCCAGUCUGGGCUCAGCUGCCACCAUGACUCCUCUGGCCUCCUCUCAGCCCAUCACCACCUCCACUUGGGCGACCUCCACCAUCUCCACGCCCUCAGUGGCCAUCCCCGGUAGCCACACCAACAAUGCCAGUAAUACCUCCACUGACAACAAACAGCAAGUAGCUCAGCAGGUGUCAUCAGGUGCCAGUGCAAACAUCUCAGCCACCAGUCCCUCACAGGUAGUGGGUAACGCCACCAGCAUCACGGUGGCCAACAACUCACAGCUCCUACCACAGGGCAUCACUGUUUCCCCACAGUUGCCGGGUUCGGUUGGUGGUGGCGUGACAGUGGUGCCGGUGAGCCAGACGUCACAGCUCCGUGCGGCUGCCCCCACUGCUGCCGUGGCAGCACAACAGAACACUAUACAGAUCCCACAGAUACAGGUGGUCCAGCCCGUGUUUCAGCACAUUCCUGGCAUAGGCCAAGUGCAGGUGAUCUCACCAUCCUCCCUGCAGACCCUUACAUCCUCCAUAGCAGGAACAUCUCAGCCCAUCUCAGUCUCCACUCUUAGUGCUGUGCCCACCUCCAACUCUCAGCCAGCUGCCAGUGCCAUUCCCACCCAGAUCUUGCCCGGAGGAGCACAGAUAAUUAGUGCUAGUGGGUUGCAAGGGGAGAGUGAAGGUGCUAAGUGGGUGGUGUCAACUGGAGGUCAAGUAAAUCAGGCCCAAGUAGUACCACAGCCAGACGACUCCCCAACCACGGAGACUGGCAAAACACGGCUUCGGCGAGUGGCAUGCACCUGCCCCAACUGUAAGGAUGGGGACCGUGGGGGCGAUAACAAGAAGAAAGUGCAUGUGUGUCACAUCCCUGGCUGCAACAAGAUGUACGGCAAGACCUCACACUUGCGGGCACAUCUUAGGUGGCAUUCUGGGGAGCGGCCCUUUGUCUGCUCCUGGCUCUUCUGCAACAAGAGGUUCACCCGCUCUGAUGAACUCCAGAGACACAAGAGAACACACACAGGAGAAAAGAGAUUUCAUUGCCCUGAAUGUCAAAAGAGGUUCAUGCGGUCGGACCAUCUCUCCAAACACGUCAAGACUCAUACCAAAUCUAAGGGGAUGAACAUUCCCAACCCGUCUCAAUCCUCGGAGAGCAGCAACUCAUCAGAUGCUGGGGAGAAGAUGCUCAUCACCAUCCCUGACCAGUCUGGGGAUCCUCUGCACAUCUCCACUGAUGGGGAAGUGCCAGCCAAUGUCCCUCAGCCUCAGUAGUCCCUUUGAUCCCAGAACACAAGUUGUAUUACGUGAAAACUGUUAUUUUGUGUACAGUGUGAAAAAGAAGUGUGUUCAGCUUAUAAAAGAUAUUUCAUUAAUGUGGUGCUCAGUUAACUUCCUGGCCCAAUUCUUUUAUGUUAAUUAAUUCAUACCUUUGAUGUGUUUUAGAGACAGAUGAAGUGUUGUGAUGUGUUGUGUGUGUGUGAAGGAACUUCAUGUUUUGGUCCAAGUGGGAGGUGUACUGGGUGAGCCUCAAACACUGUCCACCAAGUUUUGCUCAAAGGUCCUGCUAGCUUCACCACCCUUCCUAAAAGAAUGGCAUGUUUUUGUCUGCCAUUUAAGAAAUCAUCUCUGAUUAUGAGUAAAGAAAAACCUAUUGAUAAUUCAUUUUUACUUGAUAAUUUACUUAUUGUUUUUUGUUAGUCAGAGGCUUACAAACAAAGCUCAUCAUGUAUAUUGUGGAGUGGUGAGUGUUAGCCAGGUGGAUGUGUCAUCAGCAAAAGCACAGAAAGGUUUGCAGCACUGUUUUAUAUUUAAUUUUAAAAUCUUCAUUGCUUUCACUUGGCAGAUUUUAUUAAGCAAUUAAUAUAUUGAGUUAUUAUCAUAGAUGAGCAUUAUCACGAUAAUUUAUUGCGAUAACGGCAUUGGGUUAUUAGUUAUCCGAUAAUAAUUUUUCCUGCGUUAUCGAUUCAUCGGUAUCGUCAAUACUUUUGGUUCCAAACUAGCGAUAAUUGAUAAUUUUGGUUUUUGGAAGAGCAUGUUGAAGUUUUAGAGUUUCAAAAUCAAAUAUAGUUAUUUUACUUAAAACUAAUCUUCAUUUGUGAAGAGAGGAUAAACAUUCAAUAUGAGAUUUUUUCUAAGUUUUCCAAGAUAAAGAUAAAAAUAAAAGAUUUGAAUAUAUCAAUUUUUUAUUAAAAAUAUCUAUUAUUGCUAGUAUUGGAAUUUUGGAUUUCUCAAUUUAUCGGUUAUCAGGUGAUCAGCCAGUUAUCGAUUAUUGGUUAUCAUUGAUGGUGAUCGUUAUCGAUUUAUCGGUUAUCGUGAUAAGUACUUUCAUUGUGAAGUAUCCUAUUUUAAUUGUAAUAUUUUAUACACUUAAGUUAGUUGUGCAAGUCAUUUACUUCUAGUAAUUACUUAUUGUCAUCCUUUGUCGAAAGAAAGUUAAUCCUCUUCUGUUCACUCUUUAGUCUAUUUUUUGCACAAAGAAAACAUUCCAUAACACAAAGUAUAGCACCAACAAAUGUAUCAGCCUUGUACACUUACAUCUUUUAGUGUCAUUUAAUUUGUAAUUUAAGUAACUGAAGAAUGUGUUCUCUUACAUUUGUAUAAAUAAGUUUAAUAAUUAUGGCAAGUAGUGUUGCUGCCACAUGGGUGGUGAACACCUCGUCAUGUUGACAGGAGUGUUGCUCACUGCCCUAACACAGCCACUAAUGCACCCACCCUCAGCCGUCCUGCUGUGUCUGUGGCGGUCUGGAGGAACAUUUACUUUUUAUUUUCGGCAUGCCUGUCAGCUGUUUUUAGGUGUUAAUCUGAAGCUCCCCACAGCUGAUGGCACAGGGAAGUCAAGAAGGUAGGAAUGAGUAAGUGUCUUCCUAGUCAAGUGACUGCAUCUCUUUCGGUGUUAUCUUAAUGGAUUUAUAGAUUAUAUAUAUAUUAUUUAUUUACUGUAUAGCAAAAUGUCUUUUUACAUUUUUAUAUUGUAUAUACUAUAUAUAUAUGGUGAAAUGUGAAGCUCAUUGUUCACAUGUUUUCUCUUCACCGAGUUGGUUGGUACCUGAACUGGUAGGUUGUCUGUUGUCUUGGCUUUAAGAGGUUCAGGUAAUUUGUCAAGAAAGACAAGAAUCAUUUUAUGGCAGCUCAUUUAUAGUGGUAGGAACUUAUUUUCUAAGAGACAUAGUAAAUAGGUGCCUUGCCAUAUUUUGUAAAAAAAGAACAAAAUGUUGCUAGUGAUUAAUAUGCACAAAGUUUU
This is a messenger RNA of Scylla paramamosain (green mud crab), 4189 nucleotides long. RefSeq names its product transcription factor Sp8-like. Gene Ontology annotation, biological process: regulation of transcription by RNA polymerase II. NCBI's taxonomy places the organism in Eukaryota, Metazoa, Arthropoda, Malacostraca, Decapoda, Portunidae. The record is from RefSeq and is a predicted model, not a curated record. The transcript is spliced from 10 exons. Gene Ontology annotation, molecular function: DNA-binding transcription factor activity, RNA polymerase II-specific; RNA polymerase II cis-regulatory region sequence-specific DNA binding. The coding region runs from base 274 to 2220 and encodes 648 amino acids.